AUGGUAAUUCCUAUAAUUGUAGAAAUGAAGAUUAGGUGGAUCUUAAGUUCUUUGAAAGCAUUUGGUGGAACUCAGUUUCCUCGAAAGUAUUUGGUGGAGCUUAGGUUCUCGAAAGCAUUUAGUUUAGGUUUUUCAAAAGCAUUUGGUGGAGCUAAGGUUUCUCAAAAACAUUUGGUGGAGCUUAGAUUUCUCAAAAGUUUCUCGAAAACAUUAGGUUCUACAAAGAUUUCGAAAGCAUUUGGUGGAGCAGAGCUUAGGUUCCUCGAAAGUUCCUCAAAAAUAUUAGGUUCCACAAAAGAGUUGGUGGAUCAUAGGUUUCUUGAAAGCAUUUGGCGGAACUCAGUUUCUUCGAAAGUUAUUCAAAAGUAUUUAGGUUCCCUCGAAAGCAUUUGGCAGAACUUUGGUUUCUCGAAAGCAUUAGAUUUCUCGAAAGCAUUAGGUUCCUCGAAAGCAUUUGGUGGAGCUAAGGUUCCGCGAAAGUAUAUGGCAGAACUUCAAAAGUAUUUAGUGGAGCUUAGAUUACUCAACAGUUCUGUGAAAGCAUUUGGCGGAACUUCAAAAGUUCCUCAAAAGCAUUUGGCAGAACUUAGUUUCUUCAAAAGUAUUUGUUGGAGCUUAGGUUUCUCAAAAGCAUUUGGUUCCUCGAAAGCAUUUGGCGGAACUCAGGUUCUUCGAAAGUAUUUGGCAGAACUUAG
This is a messenger RNA of Racocetra persica, 695 nucleotides long. Lineage: Eukaryota; Fungi; Glomeromycota; Glomeromycetes; Diversisporales; Gigasporaceae. The record is from the annotation of a GenBank genome assembly.